UGGGCCGGAAGUCAGUUCUGUCAGUUUCCCUCAGACGACAGUGAGCGGGGCUGUUCCCUCGACACGUCUAUUUGUUUACUUGUUAAGUCUUGAGUUGUUGGGAGACAUGAACAAAAGGUUUAACAUCAACCUGGACGAUUCUGCUUUCACGAAAGAGAGGACACCGCCCAAGCCGCAGUUUCUGUCUUCUUCCAAAGGACAAGUCACCUCGACCUCCUCCUCCUCCUCCUCCUCCUCUGUAUCCCCAGCCAAGCCUGCUCCCGGGUCCGUGGACCAGCCCUGGUCCUAUGCAGAAUAUGUCGUGGCCGCUCAGAGAGAGGCCCCCCUCGAACUGCCCCGGAGCGACGGUGCGGGGGUUACCGGUCUGAAACCGACCGAGUCCGGCUCGGCAUCAUCCGCCACCGGGAGAUGUGAGACCGUUCAGGACAGCGCUGAGGGCACCGACGGUGGACCGGAAGGGGUUCGGAGGAGCGAGGGGACCCGGGUGGUCGGCGCAGACCAGAGAGAGGGAGCCUGUCCGAGGUCAGACGCAGGCCUCGGCCUGGGCCCUAAACCGGUGGGGUCUGGGAGCAGCAUCGUUGUCAGUCCCCGACAGAGAGGGAAUCCCAUUCUGAAGUUCGUGAGGAGUGUCCCGUGGGAGUUCGCAGAGGUUGUACCAGACUACGUGUUGGGACAUACGACAUGUGCUCUCUUCCUCAGUCUGAGGUAUCACAACCUCAACCCAAACUAUAUACACGACCGUUUGAAGCAGCUCGGGCAGACAUUCACCCUACGUGUUUUACUGGUGCAAGUAGACGUGAAGGAUCCUCAUCACGCAUUGAAGGAGCUGGCUCGCAUCUGCAUCAUGGCUGACUGCACUCUCAUCUUGGCUUGGAGUCCAGAGGAGGCAGGGCGUUACCUAGAAACCUAUAAGUCAUACGAAAAGAAACCAGCAGAUUUACUAAAGGAGCAGGUUGAAAAAGACUAUCUGUCAAAGGUUACAGACUGCCUGACCACUGUUAAGUCUGUAAACAAGACCGAUGCCAUCACCUUACUGUCCACUUUUUCGUCUAUAGAAGGAAUCAUCAGUGCAUCUAAGGAAGACCUGGUUCUCUGUCCAGGCCUUGGGCCACAAAAAGCGAGACGACUCCACGAUGUGCUGCACAAGCCCUUCCUCAAGUCAAAGACAAAAGACAGCUGAAGCCUCUGUGACACUGUGUGACAUGCACCGGUCAUCACGUUGAACAGAUUUACAGGAGAACUUCACUGAAAACUACAUACUGAGAAUCAAGGAUCGUUUUAAGUUUUUAAAAUGUGAACUUUUUAUGUGUUUUUUGGAGAUAUGGAAUAAAUUAAAUUUU
Scophthalmus maximus (turbot) is the source of this 1340-nucleotide messenger RNA. RefSeq names its product excision repair cross-complementation group 1 (gene ercc1). The transcript has 9 exons. Gene Ontology annotation, biological process: nucleotide-excision repair; meiotic mismatch repair; mitotic recombination. Gene Ontology annotation, cellular component: nucleotide-excision repair factor 1 complex; nucleus; ERCC4-ERCC1 complex. The record is from RefSeq and is a predicted model, not a curated record. Gene Ontology annotation, molecular function: damaged DNA binding; single-stranded DNA binding. The coding region runs from base 107 to 1180 and encodes 357 amino acids. Lineage: Eukaryota; Metazoa; Chordata; Actinopteri; Pleuronectiformes; Scophthalmidae.